Molecule: messenger RNA, 4568 nt
Organism: Dermacentor andersoni
Lineage: Eukaryota; Metazoa; Arthropoda; Arachnida; Ixodida; Ixodidae
Gene: Rtca
Product: RNA 3'-terminal phosphate cyclase
Biological process (GO): RNA processing; proteolysis
Cellular component (GO): nucleus
Molecular function (GO): serine-type endopeptidase activity; RNA-3'-phosphate cyclase activity; protein binding
Source: RefSeq, a predicted model, not a curated record
UUCUCUUCCGCCUGUGCGCGUAGAGCAGUCGCCGAUAGCUCGCUUGCAACGGGCUCGGCAAACGGGUCCUGUGGCGGUAUAAAAGCACGCGCAGCAGCCAGGCGUCGGCAGGCUUCCAUCAUGCGGUUUCUCAUCUUGCUCUUGGCUACCGCUGCGGCCCAUGGGGCGACGCUUCGGGACGGAGCCAACCUGCUGAUCCGCGGCGAGGCCAGCGGCUACCUGCAGACGCCAGGCUUCGCACUUGGACAGCGCACGCCCAACGGGUUCCGAGGCGCGGCGACCAUCUACGCUCCGCCGGGCUACAGCAGACUCCGUCUGGACUUCGACAGCUUCGAUCUGGAGACGAGCAGCCAGUGCAAAGCAGACUGGGUCUCCAUCGAAGAGAACGGGACGAGGACAAGGAUCCUGUGUUCGAGCUCGCUACCGCCGCCGUACCUGAGCUCCUCGUCGGCAGUCACGGUGUUCCUCGCCACGGACAAGAUGAAAAGCAGCCGCGGCUUCCUCAUGCGCUUCUCCGCCACCAACAGCCGCGAUCUGUGCAGCAGCCCCGGCCAGUUCCAGUGCGGCAACGUGGCCUGCAUUCCGACAACGCGCGUGUGUGACGGACGGUUCGACUGCGCCGACGGCUCCGACGAGCAGCACUGCCGCGUCAACCGAUGGUCGCACCAACUGGCGAGGAACACGGAGUGCGGCAGCCCCACCGUGCAGCCGGACGUCGAGGUGGCCGACCGCAUCGUCGGGGGACAGGAGGCGGUGCCCCACAGCUGGCCCUGGCAGGCGAGCAUCCAGAUGAAGAGCUUCUGGCCGGCGGCCCACUUUUGCGGAGGAGUCCUGGUACGCAACGACCUGGUCAUCACGGCCGCUCACUGCGUGCAGGGGAUGCGUCCUGAGAACCUGGUGCUCAAAUUUGGCAGCCAUGACCUUGUCCGCGACGACGCCGGCGUCCAGAUAAGGAGGGUCUCCUCCUACGCAACGCACAACAACUACCGGCCAGACGAUCUGACGCACGACGUGGCCGUGAUCAAGCUCUCGCUGCCGGUGAACUACACCGCGCACGUCCGGCCCGUCUGCCUCCCUGGCGCCGGACAGCAGCUGGCCGUCAACACCACUUGCUUCGCCAGUGGAUGGGGCAACACGCGAGGCAGCGGCGGCUCGUUCUCGCUGAAGCAGGCCCGGCUCGCGGUGCGCCCCUUCGCGGCCGCGUGCGCCGCCAUCCUCGCCGCGCAGCCGAGCCUGGACGCCAGCGCCGUGGUGUGCGCCGUCGACGAGUCCCACGACGCCGGGCCCUGUCACGGAGGACAGAUACUAAGGAUGGCCAUAGCGUUCAGUGCACUAUUCCAGAAGCCAGUGCGGGUAAUCAAUAUUCGUGCUGGAAGGAGCAACCCAGGCCUGAGGCCACAGCACUUAACAGGCAUCAACUUGGUGAGGGAUAUCUGUGGAGGCCAUCUGGAGAAUGCCUUUAUUGGGUCGACAGAAGUUGUGUUGUACCCUGGCCCCAUCAGAGGCGGGGAGUUCUUUGCUGACACUGGAACAGCAGGGAGCGUAGUGCUGCUCCUUCAGGCUGCUCUGCCAUGCCUGCUGUUUGCAGACGCACCAUCUGUGCUGCGCCUUCGAGGUGGAACCAAUGCAGAGAUGGCCCCCCAGAUUGACUACACGCUGUCGGUGUUCCUGCCCAUAGCAAGAAAAUUUGGGGCUUCAUGUGACAUCAAGGUUCUUAAAAGGGGUUACUACCCCAAGGGAGGGGGCCUAGUGGAGGUCUGCACACAGCCUGCAGGGUCCCUGAAGCCAGUAGUCCUGACCGAGCCUGGAUAUGUGGCCAGAGUGACAGGCAGAUCCUUUGUAGCUGGUGUUCUCCCUAUCAAGGUGGCCCACAUGAUGGCCGACAGUGCAGUGAAUAUCCUGAGGGAGCAGUUGCCAUCUUCUGUCGCUGUCUCAGUGGAGCAACUCAAGGAAUCUGAGGCAAACGCAUUCGGCACAGGAAGUGGCAUUGUUUUGUUUGCAGAGUCCUCGACUGGGAUGAAGGUUGCUGGCAGUGCAUUGGGAAAACGAGGUGUGACGGCAGAAGCUGUCGGUCAAACGGCAGCUGAAGAGCUUUGUCAAGAACUCAGACAGAAUGUCUGUGCUGAUAAACACCUCCAAGAUCAGGUGAUUGUGUUAAUGGCGCUCGCAAAUGGAAUAUCGCAAAUUGUGUGUGGGCCUCUAACAUUGCACACUGAAACUGCAAUCUAUGUUGCCCAUCAAUUAACACAGCAGCGAGACUGGCUGGACAACCUGGCUCAGUUCCGGGGACAUCGACCGACAGCUUGAACUGGUGGACUGGGCAGAGAAGGCCAAGCAAGCCCAGGGCCUUACUUGAGCUCGAUCCCUCACCCACGUCCCCCUUUGCCCUUCCCCCUUUCAAUAAGUGUAUCACCACCACCAUGCGAAAACACUCGUGUAUCUAGGUUUAGGUGCACGUUAAAGGAACCCCAGGUGGUCCAAAUUUCCGGAGUCCCCCACUAAGGUGUGGCUCAUAAUGAGAUUGCAGUUUUGCCGCGUAAAACCUCAUUAUUUAAUUGUCUAAUUAUAUUUAAAAGUCUACUUAAUUAAGACAAAUUAUAUAAUUAGGCAGAAUGAAACAAAUAAUUUUAGUAUCUCCAAGCGGAGGCGAGCAUUACACUGGUUUUGUCCAGCUAUGUUGCAUUUGCAUAUUUUUAAACUCUGGCUAAAGUUAGCUGGGACACCCUGUAUAUCUUUAAGCAUGGAAACAAGAAAAAUUACCAACUUUCAGUGCAAAUCUAUAUGUCCUUCUUUAUAUUAGUAAAGUGUGUACAUAUCAAAGGGCAUUUUGUGGGUCGGAAAAAACAAGGAAAAUACUUGGUGAGGCGAACAUAAGAAAGCAGCGAUGUGACAGGAUGAGUAGAGGGAGGCAAAUGAAGAGCAUGACUUUGAAGCUUUAUUAAUUGAUGUGAAGCAUUAUUAGAAUUGAUCUCUGGGUUUUCGUGUUUGUUCAUCCAGCGAGACAGCCUUAAUUGCAUAAUAUUUAUAAUAAUAAGCAAUUAUGUGUAUGGUGGUAGCUAUUCAACCCCGAGUGCAGCAGCCCAGUGUUGUACCUAUUAUGCCACAGGUUCCUGCAUAGAUUGGCAUAAUAAAAAUUUACCAGUUCUCUCAUCCAGGUCGGCAUCGCAUAGCAACACUUGUAAAAGUGACAGCACGCCAGCUGCUUCAAGCAGGUAUACUUCAGUGGUGCGUUUCGGUGUUUCCUCAUUCUCUCAACACUGAUGUACCAUGCCUUGUACUCCAGGUGCCAUUAGGCAUUCUUUCAAUUGCAGCCUCCGCACUGCACCUGCAAGGCCAGUUGUAGGCAGGUGUUCGUAGACAUGCACGCACCGCUGGUCCAGCACCACAUGUGUGUGUGUGUGUGCAGGUGUUUCCCUGGUGCUGUACUGAUGUGUGUCAUACUCAAGGUGGUGUUCUGCUGAGCAUGGCUUUGGCGAACUUCAAGUCACAAUCAUGCUGUAUAAACUUGGGUGCUUAAAGGGUAAUUUUGCUGCUGCUGACCCAGAAAAACUUGCAGAAGAACAGCCUUUCUUGGGGUGUUCGUUUGUGUGAUCGUGUGCACGUACAUGAGAGCGUUCUCGUGAUCUGAAAGAAUUUACCAGCCUGCUUCUCUUGACCCCUUAGCAAGUACCAGCACUGUAAGUGAUGUUCACAGAAAUUGAAAAUUACCUAUAACAUCUCAUCACAUGCAUUGUGUGGCAAACACUUGACAUCGACAUAGAUCCUCACAUUGCAAGGGAUCUGCAUAAGCAUGCAUUAUUUAAAACUUGCCUUGAACAUAAGCAGCUAACUUCGAACAGCAGAGACUGACAAGCAACGCAUUGCUUUUAGAUGACCGUCAUGGAAGGUUUGAAAACCAACGAGCAAAUCUUUUUCAUUAACAAAAUUAAUUUUUUGUUGUCUCAUAAAUUAGUAAAAUAAAAGAAGCCCAAAUUUGCAAAGUUCACGAAAUAAUAUGAGAGUUGGCAGGUAUUUAGCAGAGCACUUUAUGUUUCAGCCGUUACAUCACAUAGUUUUUGCAGAACCAGUCUCUGGAAUCUCACAGGAUACACCAUUGUUCCCUGAUGCUCCUGCAACUUUCAUUGCAUUUUGAAUAAGACAAGGAAAAUUUUAGCAGUACAGACAUGAGAGAGAGAGAAUAAACGUUCCUUGUUGGUCCCAAAUGUGUGGGCUCUGAGUCGUUAUUUCCUUUAAAGGGCCCCUCACCAGGUCUGGCCAUUUUGAGCUGACAAGCUCGGAGCAUGCAUUACAUGAUAACGAUCGUUUCUGCAAGGUAUUACAUAGCUACGCGCCGCAGAAAGAUCUGAAAUUCUAAACCGAACGCAGUUUUUUCUUCUCGUGACCACCGUGCUUCAAGCCGGAGGGUGACGUACUCGUAUGCCUGCGCCUACGUACUGGUGUCCGCAGUGUGACGUCGCUCGUGGUGCCACGUCACUUCGAUAUUUAUUCAAGACAUCGGUUAUCUGUGCGAUCGGUUGCUUGAAUUGACGAAUUUAAGUUUAGAGAAAUAAUAAAACAAAUGGAACGUC